Molecule: messenger RNA, 1440 nt
Organism: Penicillium robsamsonii
Lineage: Eukaryota; Fungi; Ascomycota; Eurotiomycetes; Eurotiales; Aspergillaceae
Product: Cytochrome b5
Exons: 2
Coding region: 1-1440 (479 amino acids)
Cellular component (GO): endoplasmic reticulum
Molecular function (GO): heme binding; oxidoreductase activity
Source: RefSeq, a predicted model, not a curated record
AUGUACACCCUUGAAGAAGUUCAACGGCAUAACAAGCCAGAUGAUGUUUGGAUCAUUCUGCACAACAAAGUCUACGAUGUCACCAAAUACCUCGAAGACCACCCUGGUGGCAGUGCCAUCUUGAUUGAGGUCGCUGGCACAGAUGCUACGGAGGCAUUCGAAGAGACUGGUCACUCUGACGAGGCUCGUGAAGAGUUAGUGCAAUAUUAUGUUGGCGACCUCCCAUCAGAGGAACACGCCGAAUCAAUCGAAGUCUACCGUCCAACCUUUGAGCAAGUUGCGCAAACCGCUGUCGUAUCUGUCAAGUCAUCGCCCGAUCGGACUCGUUCGUUGGCCCUCUCAUUGUUCAAACUUGGCAUGACUGGCGCUUUGGGGGGUGUAGCUUUCGCCGGCUACAGCAACGGAUGGAGUCAAUUUGGCCCGAUCUUCAAGAAGCUAUCGGAGAGCACCUCAACUAUUUUGUCCAACCGCCCCAGCUCCUCUGGCCAAUUCUGGUCUGGAUUCGGCAUCGCCAGUAUCGCCCAGCUGUCCAUCACCUUGGGAGCGACAAUGUGGAUUUCAUCCAAGCUAGACGUCCAGCAAGAGUUUACCCAUCACUUGCCUCACCGCACAUCUCGCUCUGACAGACUCAUCUUCCGCAAGAAAGUCUCAUCAACCGCCAAGAAGGCACCCACCAAGGCGCUCUCCACAAGCCCGCUCGACCCGCGUCAGUUUAAGAGCUUCCCUCUCACUCACAAAGAAGUCGUCUCCCCCAACGUCUACCGAUUCACCUUCGGCCUCCCCAACAAAAAUGAUAUCCUCGGUCUCCCCACAGGCCAGCACAUUGCCCUACGCGCCACCAUCAACGAAAAGGUCGUCUCCCGUUCUUACACACCCGUCUCCAACAACACCGAUCUGGGUCGCAUCGAGCUCUUGGUUAAGGUAUACCCCCAAGGCCAGAUGACCAAGCACCUCGAGCAAAUGGACAUCGGCGACACUAUCGAGAUCCGCGGCCCCAAGGGCGCAAUGCAAUAUACCACUUCCUACGCGAACCACAUCGGUAUGAUCGCAGGUGGUACCGGUAUCACACCCAUGUACCAGCUCAUCCGGGCAAUCUGCGACGACAAAGCCGAUACUACCAAGAUGAGCUUGCUGUACGCGAAUAACACCGAAGAGGACAUUUUGCUGCGCAAGGAGCUGGAUGACUUUGCUCGUGAGAACCCGCACAAGUUCUCUGUACAAUAUGUGCUUUCACAGGCUGGUGAGAAUUGGACUGGUCACCAUGGCUUUGUCUCGCAGGGUCUGAUCCAGACAUACUUGGCGCCUGCCGAUGAGGACAAUAAGAUGCUGCUGUGCGGCCCGCCGCCUAUGAUUAAUGCGAUGAAGAAGCCUCUCGCUGGUCUGGGGUGGAAGGAUCCUAGUGCUGUUUCUAAGGCUACGGACCAGGUCUUCCUGUUCUAA